CAACGGGCCUGGCACGGCAGGGCUGCGCCUCCUCCUCCCUCCCUGCGCCCGCUCCUCCCCGCUUCCGUCCGUCCGUCCGUCUGUCCGUGAGGGUCGUUAUCCCCGCCGGCCCGCCCGCUCCCCGAACCAUCCUCCCGGCCGGGGCUGUGCGUGCAUGGGAGUGAGGGGGGGGGAGGUUCUUUAUUGGCCUCGUCCUCCCUCUCUCCCUCCCUCCCCCCUUCUUCCACACUCCACCCAGAAAUGAUCCAGUGAAACUAGGAGGAGGUGAUUCUCCUCCUCCCUCCUGCUGCUGCUCCUGCUGGUCUGGAAGGGACUGCAGGAAUCUGUGCUGUGCUCUGCUCUGAGGCAGGGUCUGGGCAGGGGAGACCGUUCUGUGCGGGGAGGGGGCCGCUGUCACCCGGGGUGCAGCUCUCCCGUGGGGGUUGCUUGGUUCCCGACCAUGGGGAAGGACCAGGAACUGCUGGAAGCCGCUCGCACUGGGAAUGUGGCUCUGGUGGAGAAACUCCUCUCUGGGAGGAAAGGAGGGAUCCUGGGCAGUGGAUCUGGAGCUAUUCCCUUAUCCAGCUUAUUGAGCAUCUGGCGAGGACCAAACAUAAACUGCACUGACAGUUCAGGUUAUACUGCUUUACAUCAUGCAGCUUUAAAUGGACACAAGGAUAUAGUUCUCAAAUUACUUCAGUAUGAAGCAUCAACUAAUGUAGCAGAUAAUAAAGGUUACUUUCCUAUUCACUUGGCUGCUUGGAGAGGAGAUGUAGAUAUUGUGAAGAUUCUCAUCCAUCAUGGACCAUCACACUCCAGAGUGAAUGAACAGAACAAUGAAAAUGAAACAGCACUGCAUUGUGCAGCUCAGUAUGGUCAUUCAGAAGUUGUUGCUGUUCUGCUAGAGGAGCUGACAGACCCCACAAUAAGAAACAACAAACUGGAAACGCCUCUGGAUCUGGCCGCGCUUUAUGGACGUCUGCGUGUUGUAAAAAUGAUCAUCAAAGCGUAUCCAAAUCUGAUGAACUGUAACACAAGAAAACACACUCCUUUGCAUCUUGCUGCUCGGAAUGGCCACAAAGCUGUCGUACAGGUGCUUCUGGAGGCUGGAAUGGAUGUCAGCUGCCAAACAGAAAAAGGGAGUGCCCUACAUGAAGCAGCCCUAUUUGGAAAGGUGGAGGUAGUACGCAUUUUGCUUGAAACAGGAAUUGAUACCAACAUAAAGGACAGUUUGGGUAGAACGGUUUUGGAUAUUCUUAAAGAGCAUCCAUCUCAGCAGUCUCUCCAAAUUGCAGCUCUUCUUCAAGAAUAUAUGGAAACAGGAAAUGCAAGUAUUUCAGAGGAACGCCCGCUGGAGUGUGCAGAACAUCAGUCUUGUGUUUUGUCCCCUGAAGUUCCUUCAUCUCCAAAGGCUAAAAGUGAAGCUGUGACUGGAGAAUUAUCAAAGCUCUUAGAUGAAAUCAAAUUGUGCCAAGAAAAGGAAUACUCUUUUGAAGAUCUGUCUCACACACUAUCAGACCAUUAUCUGGAAAAUUUUAGUAAAGUAUCAGAGGAAGAUCUUAUGACCAGUGGAAGCCAAACCAAGCUUAAUGUAAGGCCUUCUUCAAUGCGUUUGUCAUCAAGGGAGGAAGAAGAUGAUGAUGCAGCUGAAAAUACCUGUGGACCUUCUGGUUUAUGGGAGGCACUGACACCUUGUAAUGGAUGCAGGAACCUUGGAUUUCCCAUGCUUGCACAGGAAUCUUAUUCAAAGAAGAGAGGUUAUGCAUUGGAAGCAAUACCCUCUGUACCUCUGGAUGCAGUUCCUUCAGAAAAUGACAGCAGUCUUUGUGAUUCGAUAGACAUAGCAGUCACCAAAAAGCCUUGUUCCCUAGAGAUAGCAAGAGUUCCUUCCUCAAGACCAGAUAAUGCACCUCAGGUAGCAAUUACUGCACCAGGAUCUGGUAACCAUAGAAACAGCUCUACAGGCCCAACACCUGACUGCUCUCCUCCAUCACCAGAUACUGCACUUAAAAACAUAGUGAAAGUCAUACGUCCUCAGCCAAAGCAACGUACAUCCAUAGUGUCUUCUCUGGAAUUUCACCGAAUGAAUCACAGCCACAAUUAUUUUGAAAUCAACCCAUCCAUUGGCUGUGCAAGUUUUAUUUCCACUCCUGCAAUCAGUCCAGCUAAUUAUUCCUUUGGAUCUCUGGAAUACAGUCUUGAAGAGAAAGAACUUCCAGAGCAGCGUAGCCAAGGUGAAGCAUCCACUGAAAGUGAGCUUCCUGAAGGACACCCUGCUGAGCAGUUUGCAGGUUUACUUCAUGGAUCAUCACCUGCAUGUGACCCACCUGAAAACCCACUCCAGCUGUACAGCAAAGUAAACCUGUGCAGUGGGCCACUGGAGAAAAGCAUUUUGAGCAAGAGCACAGCACAGCAGAUACAGCUACGGAAAGAAAGCAUCUCUGAUCCUCCUGUUAAGAAAAAAAAGCCACCAAUUGUAAACAGAACCAUAUUUCAUACUAAAAACAAGCCAGCAGAAAAUCAUACCCUGGUUGGGGCGCCCAGGAUAAGUGAACAAUGGGUUGUUAGCACUGGGGGAUUUGUGGAGCGAGCGUGCACGCUGGGCAGAAUACGAUCUUUACCAAAGACCUUGCUGGAAAUGCAUUUGUGCAAAAAUGUUUCCAAAUCUGAUUCUAAUCUUAUCACCCAUCCACCAAAUGAUAAAAAAUCAAGAAGCAAUUGGAGUGAACCCACGCCAAAACCACAGUGUUCUAAAGGGAAUUCGGAGAGAACACCUUCCUUCACAUCAGAAUGGGAAGAAAUUGAUAAAAUCAUGAGUUCAAUUGAUGCUGGAAUUAACACUGGACUGGGGGAGAUGAAAGAUCACGCUACAAGACCCCGAUGCCCUGUCCAGACAGUGGGACAAUGGUUGGAAAAUAUUGGGCUACCUCAGUAUGAAAACCACUUGCUGGCUAAUGGAUUUGACAAUGUGCAAUUCAUGGGAAGCAACGUGAUGGAGGACCAGGAUCUCUUGGAAAUAGGAAUCCUUAACUCUGGGCACAGACAGAGAAUACUCCAAGCAAUCCAGCUUCUCCCAAAGAUGAAGCAGAUCGGUCAUGAUGGUUACAACCCCUCCUCUGUAGCUGAAUGGCUGGAUUCCAUUGAACUGGGUGACUAUACCAAAUCCUUUCUAAUUAAUGGCUAUACAUCGAUGGACCUUGUGAAAAAAAUAUGGGAGAUUGAAUUAAUUAAUGUCUUAAAAAUUAGCUUGAUUGGGCACCGGAAGCGUGUUCUGGCAUCUUUGGGAGACAGGCUUCACGAAGAUCCUCCUCAGAAACCACCUCGGUCAAUAACCCUCAGGGAACCCAGUGGUAACCACACUCCUCCUCAGUUGUCUCCAUCACUCAGCCAAAGCACUUUCACUACUGGUGGCUCCCUGGACGUUCCCCACAUUAUCAUGCAGGGCGAUGCAAGGAGAAGAAGAAAUGAAAACUAUUUUGAUGAUAUUCCCCGCUCAAAGCUGGAGAGGCAGAUGGCACAGUCUUCGGUCUGUGAGAUCUGGACCAACCAGAAUGCAGGAUAUCCUUUCUCCUCGAUCCAUCAGGUCCAUAAUACAGGAGACUGGGGAGAGCCUUCAAUUACCUUGAGACCUCCAAAUGAAGCCACAGCAUCAACGCCUGUACAGUAUUGGCAGCAUCACCCAGAGAAACUCAUCUUCCAGUCAUGUGAUUAUAAAGCAUUUUAUUUAGGUUCCAUGCUGGUAAAAGAAUUAAGAGGCACAGAGUCAACACAGGAUGCAUGUGCAAAGAUGAGGAAGUCUACAGAACAGAUGAAGAAAGUACCAACCAUUGUCUUGUCUGUCUCCUACAAGGGAGUCAAAUUUAUUGAUGCCACAAAUAAGAACAUUAUCGCGGAACAUGAAAUCCGCAACAUUUCCUGCGCGGCGCAAGACCCCGAGGACCUUUCCACGUUUGCCUACAUCACUAAGGACUUGAAGACUAAUCACCACUACUGCCACGUGUUCACUGCAUUUGAUGUGAAUUUAGCUUACGAAAUCAUUCUUACACUAGGACAAGCAUUUGAGGUGGCCUAUCAGCUUGCACUACAAGCACGAAAAGGGGGUCAUUCUUCAACCCUCCCUGAAAGCUUUGAAAACAAACCCUCUAAACCUAUUCCCAAACCACGUGUUAGUAUUCGGAAGUCAGUGGAAGAAGAAGGCAGCCAUGAGUACAUGGGAGUGUAGACACCACCAUACUUGCUGCUGUGCGACUUUGUCAAUUCGGGAUUUGCCCUGUUAGUUUAAGGAAAGCCCCUCUGCUCGAGCUGCCGUGCACGGCCAUGGUAACCCGUCUGUAUGUUUGCAUUUGUCUUAAAGCAGAUAGAUCCAUCCGAACAAAAGACUCUUGCGAAUCUUCCCUGGAUUGUUGAACCUGGACAAGAGGCCAAAAGAGGCAUUAAUACCAAGUAUGAAACUACAAUUUUCUGAUACAAAACUGUCCCCCUGUUCCUUGUUGUGCCUUGCACGCCAAGCAGUCACAGCACAGCCUUUCCUUUAUGGCAACGUUUCAAUCCAGCAGAGAGGAAGACUGCACUGUAUGAGUGGCCUUGUAACUAACAAAAAAGGCUGACAGUCAUUUCUGGUGAUCUUCUUCUUCCUGCAGCACUGACAGAAGAAUGACACUAUAUGAAGACUUUUAAAAUUACAGUCCACAAGAGGAGUGAGAAACCUUAUUUUUCAUGCAGUUCUCCCUUGUGACUCUGCCACAGUGCUUUCUUUGAUUUCUUAUUUCAGAAUUCUACUUUUUAAAGAAAAAAAAAAAAAAAACAAAAGGUCUCUAAACUAAUACUAAUGCUGCCUAUGAGUAGAGUAUUUGAUUGGGUUUUUUAUUUAAAUCUUGGCAGUUUUUAAUUGAAAUAGAACCAGAAUUAAUAAAUAGAUUAUUUGUGAAACCACUGAAUUCAUUAGUAAUUAUUGUGUUGAAUAAAGAACUCAUUAAUAAGUGAGGAGAAAUUAGGCACCCUGAUUUCUGUGUGCGCUGAUUUUAUAUGUAAUCAUUGAUGUCCUUUGAUCCUCUACAAAAAUAAGAACCUCUUGCAUUGUAGCAAAGGAUCAGAGUUUUAUGAAUGGUUAGAAAAAGGUAUUAAUAAUGCACAGAAAACAUUUAUUAGAUAUUUUUAUGGAAGAGAAGUACUAUAGGAAAACAUAUGAAUAUUUAUGGAAGGAAGCCAGAUAAAUUAUGAGAAAUAUUGUUUAUUUUAAAGUUAAGUAAAUGACUGCUAUUGCAGCAUUAUGAAAAUUAUAAGAGUUGUAGCAUCAGUGCACUGGAUGUUCUGUGUGAUCAGUCUGGAAUGAAAGUGGAAUGGUUAUUCUACUACAUCUACAUAUAGUUUAUGCAGUUCAACAUUGCUAUAGCCAUGAAUUCUACUAGUAUUUUUAAAAAAAAAUCUCAGUGGUUCUAAAAAAAGUCAAAACCAUGGCUUUUGCUAUCAAGAUUUCUGUCACAGAAAGCUUGUUUGGAGGAGUGUUGAUAAAAUUCUACUGCAAGACAUUUUCUAAAUAAAAACAGCAAGAAAAAGAAAAAAAUUCCAAAGUAAUAAAAAUGUUUUCAUGAAACAAAAUAAUUAAGCAUUUGCUUAAUAUUUGGUUAAAUAAGAUUUACUUACUUUUUCUUUAAAGUGUUUUAAUUUUUUUAAUGUCUGUGGAGUAUUUGUAUAAUACCAUGAUGUAUAUUUAUGUAGAACUGAAAUUAUAACAGUAAAAAUAUCAUUAUAGGAGAAAAAUGACAUUUUAACGUAUAUUGUUCUAUCCAGUCAAAUUGUGGAUCAUUUUGAAGUUCAUUAUAGAGAUAUUGAUAAAUUGUGUGGUUGUCUUAAUGUUUUUUUAAUUAUUAUUUCAUAUCCAGCUGAGGUUUUUCAGUUAGAAUCAUCAGUUGGUAUAUUCCAAAAAAUGGAUAAUUGAACUUGGUUUAAAACUGAUAAUUGUAUAUGGUUUAGUUCAACCUAAUCAUAGCGCUGAGUGAUGACAUCCUUUUAAUACAGUAUUCAAUUUACUUGAACAAAAUAGUUCCUUGUACAUAUUUUUGCUUAUUCACUGUUGAUAUGUACUUAGUCAACUGACAGUAAAAAAAGAAUAACCCUAAAAAUAUGGUACCAAAAGGAAAAUUGUAUAGGAGAACAGUAAAUAGUAGCCUCACUGCAACAAAUACUUAUGUAAAUAUGCUUGGGCUUCCAGUUAUAAAUUUUGUAAUUUUGUCAUUUAUUUAUAUCCUAUAAAAGCACACAAAAUAAAAGGAAGUUGUACAGUCCCAGCUUUGUGUAUCAUUUUAUCAUUGUUAAGGGAAUUCAGGGGCCUGAUGCAAAAGAUACUAAAAUCAGUGAAAGACCCCCCCUCCCAUUUCACUGGGCUUUGGAUUUUGUGCUGAGGAAACCUAGGUACUGCUGUGGAGUUUUGGUUUGCAAUACAGAUUUUGUUUAUGG
Molecule: messenger RNA, 6435 nt
Organism: Oenanthe melanoleuca
Lineage: Eukaryota; Metazoa; Chordata; Aves; Passeriformes; Muscicapidae
Gene: ANKS1B
Product: ankyrin repeat and sterile alpha motif domain containing 1B
Exons: 26
Coding region: 440-4201 (1253 amino acids)
Cellular component (GO): cytosol
Molecular function (GO): protein binding
Source: RefSeq, a predicted model, not a curated record